This is a messenger RNA of Aureobasidium musti, 1857 nucleotides long. NCBI's taxonomy places the organism in Eukaryota, Fungi, Ascomycota, Dothideomycetes, Dothideales, Saccotheciaceae. The record is from the annotation of a GenBank genome assembly.
AUGACUGAGCCGCCAUCAGUCGGCGUCAUCUCUGAGCGACUACGAGAACUGUUGCAACGCGCCAGGGAGAUCAAAUCAGUCGAAACCAUCGAUCCUCCUUUACCAGUAUCAGACCUAGUGCAGGGUGUCUCUUCGCUCGGAAAAGAUGUCUUUGCAUCGCAACCUGACGUGCACAAGUUCUCCGUCGUCGAGACGGCCGCGAGGAAGAUUUUCUACGAAACCAUUACAUUCCCUCUUGGUGACAAGAGUUCUGUCAACCUGCGCGGAGAAUAUCACACAGAGAAUGUUACUGUCUUCGAGAAGGACCCUCCAGCUGACGCAGAGGCGGCGGAACCCAUGGAUAUCAUCAUGGAAGGAGACGCUGAAGCCGAGUCACAACCUACAGACUCCGACGACNNAAAAACGCCCCCCUCAACCAAGGAUCAAACAAAGGCUCCGACGGAAAACAAAGGUGACGAGGUCAAAGAUGAGAACUCAGAAUUCUAUCCCGUUUUCUGGAGGCUACAGCACGAUUUCUCAAACCCAACGCGACUCUUUGAAGACGAGAACUUCNNCAGCCCAUUCAAGGACGGAAUCGAGAAGACGUUGUCAAAGUUCAAGAAGACACCGGUGGUGGCGCAAACCAAGAGCGCUGGAGAUGCUCAACGCGGUAUCAAACGAAAGCUUGGUGACGAGACGGGUGAUCAGUACGCAAGCAACUACAACCCGAAGUAUUUGACUAGUCGCGAGCUCUUCGAACUCGAGAAAGCGAAGAAGAAGUGGGCGGAUGUCGAGAAAACCAACUCCAAGUUAGCCAACAAGGCUCUCCUUUACAGUUUCACACUCAGCGAAGAAAACGAGAAAUGGGUAACCUCAACACGCUCCAAAAUUGCCGGUUAUCUGCAAGAAGGACCAGAAGGAAAGUUCUACUACCGCAUGGUCGACACUGUACUUUCCCGCGACAAGAACUGGGUGAGAUGGAAGUUGGAAAGCUGUCCGCCAAUCGUCAGAGAUGCUGUCACUCCAGAAGAGAACACAGAAGCGAAGUCUGGUGCUCGGCAAGCAACCAUCAAUAGGCGCCUCAAGGCGAAACCAAUGGGGGCUAUCGAUGUGACUUUCCUCGCAGAAGUUGACAACGCGAAGGGACUCGAGGCUCUAAAAGACGCAUCAAGAUUCACGGCUCCGUCACCCGAGAAGCUCGUCAAGGGUAUUGAAAACGACGAACUUGAUCUGGAAAUGGCCAUGACAGACGAGGAGAAGACUUCUUUGGAGGCCGCCAAGCAGAGCAAGACCUGGCGCGCGCUGCGGGCUGCAUCCAGAACAUCACUGGCGCUGUUAGACAAGGUGGAUCCCUCCACACGCUUACCUGCCUUGUAUAAGCAGGAGGAGAACCAGGGAGAGGCUGCCGCUGACGACCCAACAUCUGCAACCGAAAACGACAGUGGAGAAGUAACCGUGGCCAUGGAUGGCAAGGCAGAAGAGCAGGUGACAUGGCCGCCCGAUUGCACAGAGCCUCUCUGCCCUUACUCGUCGACAAGAUUAGCCAUCGUGCAAGAGCCACUCGCGAACGAGGGGGGACUUUUGAUGGCUUGGCGAACGGUGAACGCGCUCGAUUCGCAUGGCGGCUCGCUUAAAGCGCACCCUGCGCAGAUCAAACCGCCGUCUCUACCUACGCGUAUCGGGCCCGAGCAGACCAACUUCCGCAGGCACGCCGCAGCAACAGGUCCUUCUCUUUGGGUCGCAAAAGCUUCCAGCACGAGCAACUCGGAAAACAGGUCCAGGAGCUCGAGCAGCAAAUCUCCAGCCGCCCUCUGUUCCGACGGUAACGCCGCUCGCGAGGGUGAUACCGCCCGACUCGAAACACAGAACAUGUCCUAG